AUGGCUGCUACUGGUGCUGAUAGCCCCUUGGGCUCAGACAAGGGGCAAAUUUACGGUGGUCUCGCCAAGACCAUCUUUACAGAUCACCCCAAGUAUGGUGCCACAUAUUCAUCUAAUCCCAAAAAAUUCUGCGAUGCUGUUGGCAGUCGCAUCACCACACAAGUCAAAGUGUCAUUUGGCAGCAUGGGCGCUGGGGUGAUGCCAACUGAAAGGAGUCAGGCAAAGAACCUGUUGGACACAGCACUUUUGGAGCUGCCAUGGUACAAGGAUCUUGAUACCAUCUGGCACUCCAAUCCUUCAAUGGCUGUGACCAUACUCGUCAAAACUGGGUGUUUGAUCAUGUCAGUGCCCUGUAUUCCCUUGUUCAGUCAAAUAGUGGGGCCAGUUCCUCUACAUACUUUGGCACCACUCAGCAGUCAUCCCAUCCCCCCAAUGUUCAGCCAUUGCAUCCCCCAAACUUAUCAUAUCCUGUGCCCCUGCACUACACCCCCCCCUGUACCUCCUAACACGAAUAUACUUGCUGGUGGCCAGUAUCCACCAGUGGUGCUGCAACAGCCCCCUCCUGCUUCAUCCUAUCCCCCUCCUGAAGUCCAUCUUCCUGGCUUUCCAUCAGAUGAUGAUGAUGCCAAAAAUAAUUUUUCAUUUGAUAGGCACCUCGGGGAUCCUGCCAAGGACAAUGACAUGAUACUCAAUGACACUUCCCCAGUUGCAGGAAGAAGCAUCAGCUCCCCUCAACGCCAUCUCCUCCUCCAAAUGUUCCAGAACCAUUUGAGGUACCAGCAAAAACUCCAGCAUCAGCAUACAACAGCCAUUCAGCAUUUAGGGCGCAGAAGCCCUCAAGCCAUGGGAGCCAAUGCAGACUGCCAUCAGAGAUGUCAUGCAGCAUGUCAACACCAUCAUCGACUGACACACAACACUACCUCGUCGUUGGACUUCCAUAUGUCCCCGACACCUGAGACCUCCCUUCCAAAUAGCACCAGCAGCUUGAAGAAGAAGAAGGCAAAGUCGGACGUGUUGCAGCAGGUGGGGCAGCAAACACCUUCGCUUCCUCGCAAAGCUUGA
Molecule: messenger RNA, 1062 nt
Organism: Suillus fuscotomentosus
Lineage: Eukaryota; Fungi; Basidiomycota; Agaricomycetes; Boletales; Suillaceae
Exons: 4
Coding region: 1-1062 (353 amino acids)
Source: RefSeq, a predicted model, not a curated record